GGACUUUCGUUCCUGGUGUUCAGUUGUCGCAGUUGGUGGGUAGUAACUGAGCCAAGAUGCUGCGGAAUCUGCUGACUCUUCGCCAGAUUGCCCAGACGACCAUAAGUACUGUUUCACGCAGGCAGUUUGAAAAUAAAGUUCCAGAGAAACAAAAGCUAUUUCAGGAGGAUAAUGGAAUACCAGUGCAUCUAAAGGAUGGAGUAGCUGAUGCCCUCCUGUAUAGAGCCACUAUGAUGCUUACAGUUGGUGGAACAGCAUAUGCCAUUAUUAGCUAGCUGUGGCUUCUUUUCCCA
Molecule: messenger RNA, 293 nt
Organism: Canis lupus familiaris (dog)
Lineage: Eukaryota; Metazoa; Chordata; Mammalia; Carnivora; Canidae
Product: cytochrome c oxidase subunit 7A2, mitochondrial
Exons: 1
Coding region: 57-275 (72 amino acids)
Biological process (GO): regulation of oxidative phosphorylation; mitochondrial respirasome assembly; mitochondrial electron transport, cytochrome c to oxygen
Source: RefSeq, a predicted model, not a curated record